Plasmodium fragile is the source of this 948-nucleotide messenger RNA. RefSeq lists its product as uncharacterized. The record is from RefSeq and is a predicted model, not a curated record. The transcript has a single exon. The coding region runs from base 1 to 948 and encodes 315 amino acids. NCBI's taxonomy places the organism in Eukaryota, Apicomplexa, Aconoidasida, Haemosporida, Plasmodiidae.
AUGCACGACUAUUUUUUGAGGACCAAAUUUAAUCUUCUGAACAACGGACUUUUCAACAGCCUCUACAGAAAUGGUUCCAAGUAUAGAAAUGAUGAAGGGGGAAAGAACCUUGACGUGGGGAGACCUUCGAAUUCGUUUAGCACCGACAGCACACACCUUCUUUCCGAUAGGAGGAACAAAGAACUGAAUGAUCAGCUGAUUUACUCUUACUACAACAACUUUUCGAAUGAGAGAGGAAGCGCGCGGGCGCAGCAAGAAAGAAAUGGUAAACACGACCCCAGCGGAAGUGACCACUCCAGAAGUGAUAUCUCCAGAAGCGAUCUCUCUAGAAGUGAUCGCGGCAAGGGCGAGCACCCUGACCUGAGCGCGCUGUACGACGACGCGGGCGCGAAGUUCAACAAAGGCAACUGCAACAUGCACCUUGACGGGCGCGGAAAGGCCUUCCUGGACUACCGGCCUUAUGGCCACAAGGACGAGAAGAUUCUCUGCGUGGAAAACACCAACCAAGUGAUCAAGGAGGAAACCUUUUUUUACGAAGAAUUUAAAAAGCUAAGAAACGACGUCAUGGCAUUACAAAUUAUGAACGUCAACCUCCAAAAACAAGUGUUAGCGAACAACACCAUGAUGGGCCCUUCCAAGGUGAUUCCGCAGCACAUAAUAAUUAACAACAAAACGGAAGUGGCCUCCAACGCUAUCAGCCAAAUUCAGGACAACAAGAAAAAAAGCAACGGGUUUCUAUACGCGCUGCUGAAGAAGCUGCUGAGCAGUAGGCUGACGCAAAUGUUUUUCGUGUCGUCUUUUUUCAUUUCCAUAUAUUUGUUUAACAAGCACUGGCAGCGCGCCCUGAAGGUGUCGCAACUGGAGAGGCGCAUCAACUCCAAUUUCAUCCUCAGGAGCGUGCGUAUGUUUGAGGAGACCAUGGGCAUGCGCAAGUUCAGCUACGCGUAG